AUGAAGGGGAAGGCCUCAGCGUUGGGAUUAGAGUACACUCCCUCUAAUCGUCUGCACAUCUAUCAAUGGUGUUGCAACGCCAAUGCUUUGUUUAACAUUUUCUCUGCGUUUAAGAUGAGAUAUGACGAGAUAAGAGUAGGCGUGUCAAAAAUACCAGUCGGAAAGCGUGGAAACACAACAGACUAUGUUGAUGUAUCACAAUACGGCCUUACACCUGCACAUCACGUGCUUUUAGAAGGUUCUACUUACAAGCCGGAGAGGAGAUCCGCAAUGGCACAAACUUUGGGGCCUCUUACUGCACUUAUGGCUGCCUACAAAUCAAUGGACCCAUAUCGAGCAAAAUGGAUAGAAGCAGUAAAAAGGCAUCUUGUUCAUAUAUAUAACGCUCCCAAUUUAUGUAACGCAAUGCAUGGGAAACUUAAAGUAUUAAAUUUACAGUAA
Molecule: messenger RNA, 441 nt
Organism: Arctia plantaginis
Lineage: Eukaryota; Metazoa; Arthropoda; Insecta; Lepidoptera; Erebidae
Source: the annotation of a GenBank genome assembly